Diospyros lotus (date-plum) is the source of this 1952-nucleotide messenger RNA. RefSeq names its product cytochrome P450 71AU50-like. Lineage: Eukaryota; Viridiplantae; Streptophyta; Magnoliopsida; Ericales; Ebenaceae. The coding region runs from base 294 to 1811 and encodes 505 amino acids. The transcript is spliced from 2 exons. Gene Ontology annotation, molecular function: monooxygenase activity; iron ion binding; heme binding. The record is from RefSeq and is a predicted model, not a curated record.
UCCUUCAAACUCCUCUACUGCACAAUGAGAUCACAUAUCCUUAGUAAAAGAAGUCCCAAUAUGACUGGCUCUAUCUGCUUUCGGCCAUGUGGAUAUUCUUGCAAUAUUGUAAAUCGCAGGAAUGAAACAGCUUAAAAUUGACAUCAUUCUCUGAGGAUCGAUCUUAUCUAGGCUUCAGCUUUCUUUUCUCUUUUGUCACAUAGUACUAGUUGAAUCACAUAUUACUGCUUCGAUCGAACACCCUCAUCAGUUACUAGUACUGAUCUAAGAGUGACAUAUCAAACCAUAUAUAGAUGAAUCCAGCUAUGGGAUGGUCAUGGGGAAUAGCUCUGGCAGUGGCAGUGCUUGCACUUGCCUACCUCCUGCAAGCAGCAGCCUGGCUCAGGCGGAACAAGAAGAACAGCAGAUUGCCUCCAGGUCCAAAACCUCUCCCAAUUCUGGGCCAUUUUCACUUGUUGGGGAAGCUUCCACACCAGGAUCUACACCGGCUGGCCAAGAAACACGGCCCCAUCAUGUACCUGCGCUUCGGCUUCGUCCCUAACAUCGUCGUCUCGUCACCGGAAGCCGCCGAGCAGUUCCUCAAGACCCACGACAUUGUCUUCGCCGGCAGGCCGCCUCACGAGGCAGCCAAGUACAUAUCCUACGAGCAAAGGAGCAUGUCCUUCGCCCCCUACGGCCCCUUUUGGCGAGAAAUGCGAAAGCUUUGCACCUUGCAGUUGCUCAGCGCCCACAAGAUCGCGUCUUUUCAAUCCAUGAGGAAGGAGGAGCUUGACAUUUUGAUCGACAAAAUCAAGCAGGCAGCUCAGGAUAGCAUUACAGUCGAUCUGAGCGCUAGCGUCGCAUCCAUGAGUGCGGAUAUGAGCUGUCGGAUGGUGUUCGGGAAGAAAUACGCGGAGGAGGAGUUCCACGAGAAGGGGUUCAAAGCUGUGAUUCAAGAGGGGAUGAAGCUGGGGGCAAUUCCUAACAUAGGAGACUACUAUCCCUAUGUUGGGAAGCUUGAUCUACAAGGGUUAACUCGACGAAUGAAGGCAGUACGCAAGGUGUUCGAUGGAUUCCUUGAGAAGAUCAUCGACGAGCAUGUUCAAGCUGGGGGCCAAGGCCAAAACAAGGACUUUGUUGACAUCUUGUUGGCCUUCAUGAAAUCUGAUCAAGCCGACUUCCGUAUUGAUCGUUGCCAUGUCAAAGCUGUUAUGUUGGAUAUGCUUGCUGCCUCCAUGGACACUUCCGCAACCGCAAUUGAUUGGACCCUCUCUGAGCUUCUGAGGCAUCCACGAGUGAUGAACAAAGUCCAAGAUGAGCUUCAACAAGUGGUAGGCAUGGAGAGGAUGGUGGAAGAAACUGACUUAGACAAGCUGGAGUACUUGGAAAUGGUGGUGAAGGAAGCCUUUAGGUUGCAUCCGGUGGCACCGUUGUUGCUCCCCCAUGAAGCCACCCAAGAUUGCAUCGUGAAUGGCUACCAUAUACCGCGAAAAGCUCGACUUACCAUCAACAUAUGGGCCAUUGGCAGAGACCCAAAUGUGUGGACUGAUCCGGAGAAGUUUAUCCCGGAGAGAUUUGAAGGGAGCACGAUCGAUCUGCGGGGCCGUGAUUUCCAGUUGCUUCCGUUUGGAGCCGGCCGGAGACGCUGCCCGGGGCUGCAAUUGGGCCUACUGAUGGUGAAACUGGUGGUAGGGCAGUUGGUGCAUUGCUUCAAGUGGGAGCUGCCAGAUGAUAUGUUGCCUACGGAUUUGGACAUGAGUGAGGAUUUUGGUCUGGUUACUACUAGAACUAAGCACCUCCUGGCUAUUCCCGCUUAUCGCCUUUCCAAAUAAUGGAUCAAGUUCCACUUAACUAGGUUUAUUUGUCAGCUACUUCCGGAGUUUUAAUGUUAUUAUGUUUUUUAUUUCUGCAUUCAAACCUACAAUAAUGAGAUCCUAUAUUAAAGAAAGAAAGCAAUCUUCUUUUAUUUUGCA